Molecule: messenger RNA, 513 nt
Organism: Talaromyces proteolyticus
Lineage: Eukaryota; Fungi; Ascomycota; Eurotiomycetes; Eurotiales; Trichocomaceae
Exons: 1
Coding region: 1-513 (170 amino acids)
Source: RefSeq, a predicted model, not a curated record
AUGUCUACUCAAAACACUACCCCCAAGACCCCUCUCAUUCCCUCCACCUCUCGAUCUGACAAUACCACGUCUCGCCAACCCUCGAACUUCGCAAUAGGAACAGUCCAAGCCCUCGCCUGGUUGCGCGUCGUGGCUGGCGGUGCUGCCCUUGUUGCCCCCUCCUUCACCGCAAAACUCUUCUUCCUCCCAGGCGUCACACCUGGGUCACUUGCCAGCUACCAACUCCGCCUAUUCGGGAUUCGUGAUGCCGUGAUCGGCGAAUUACUCUACACUGUUCGCCCAAAAUUCCCGUCCGCCGCUUCCCCAGCGUCACAGACGGAGUCAGAUUGGGAGAGGGACCGAAAGGAGUUGCGCAGAAUGCUGUGGGCGAAUGUUGCCACGGAUGCCUUGGAUGUUGUUGUGACCGGAACUGCCCUCGCGGCUGGAAUUAUUCCGCGCUCAGCUGCUGUUGCCGUGGGCGGUGGUGCCACGGUUUUUCUAUUGAUGGGUUUGGUAGGACUAAAGACGAUCUAA